Messenger RNA from Uloborus diversus, 692 nucleotides. Its product is annotated as dual specificity protein phosphatase 23-like. Lineage: Eukaryota; Metazoa; Arthropoda; Arachnida; Araneae; Uloboridae. Bases 167 to 637 code for a protein of 156 amino acids. Gene Ontology annotation, biological process: protein dephosphorylation; cilium assembly. The transcript has 2 exons. The record is from RefSeq and is a predicted model, not a curated record. Gene Ontology annotation, molecular function: protein tyrosine/serine/threonine phosphatase activity.
UGUCUGCUAAUGUUUACUGCUUGCAUGGUUUUGAAUUACUUUGGUAUUCAAAUAUAAUAACGUUUUUGUAGAUAACACGACGAAUAUUCUUAGAUAUAUUUUCUAUUAUAUUAGAUAGAGGGAAAAUGUGUGUUAUUCUGUUGAUUUCAAGCAACAUAAUAAAAUAAUGGGCUCUAAAACGCCUAAAAAUUUUUCGUGGAUUGAUGAAGGGAAACUUGCUGCAUUUGGGUGUCCAUCAACACCACAAAAUAUCCGUUAUCUAAUUGAAAACGACAUAACCUACCUUGUCACGCUUUCACCAGAAACUUCUCCUCCGAUUCAUGCAUUUCCUCAAAUUACAUGGGUUGAGAUAAAAAUAAGAGAGUUUCAUCCUCCUAGUAACUACCAAGUAGAAAAGUUCAUAAGCACUUGCGAAGAAGCUUUUUCCGAAAAUAAGGCUGUCGGAGUUCAUUGCCGGAUGGGUCGUGGUAGAACUGGAGUAAUGGCAGCAUGUUAUUUUGUCAAAUUCUGUGAUAUGACCCCUCAAAGUGCAAUGGGUUUAGUUCGAAAGAUGAGGCCAGGAUCUAUUGAAACAUACUCCCAGGAAGAGGCAGUAAUGGAUUAUUACUGGACAUUGUGCAAGAAAAGACAAUCUUGAUUCUUGACUUCUUUUCUUUAAGACAUCAUAACGUUGGAACAUACCAAAUUGGUGA